AUGAAGCUAUACUACGCCCCGACACUGGUGUGGUCAUGCACAUCCAUCUUAGCAUCAGCGCUCCCCCAGAACAUGGGCAACCUCACGAUUUACGGGUCUGAACAACUUGGCAGUCAAGUUGCGAAUACGUUUCUGUCUUGUUUGAAUAACACCGGCACCAACUAUAAACUCUACGUCGAAGAUUUCGGAACAACUAUAGCAUUACCACCAACCAACCGGACCAUUGACUUCGAGCCUGAGGAUCAGGGGCUUUUCGAGUGCAUCAUCGAGGUGAAUCUUCAGAUGGAAGUGGCCGCUGAAUCAACCCUAUACGACCAAGGCGAAUUUCCGAAUGCGAGUCCCAGCAGCCUUGUUACGUAUGAGCGGCUGCGCUCGAAGGGUGCACUCGGCAAGAAGCCAGUUGGCUCGCGGCUCCCUACGACGAUGGGGGACUCGGUCGCAGCAAACCCGAGGUCGGUUAUACCAAGGCAAUCUCUGGUAUACUGGGCCUAUCCAGCCACCGAUUCAAGCUGUGUAAACGUCGAUCUUAUAGCAUCGCACGCCAACCACUGUCAUAAUUCGGCCUCGGCAUUUUCGAGCAUUCAGUUUGAAAACACAGCUCAGCAUGAAUAUUUGACAGUGGAGAUGUGGCCGCACCAUCAAUGCCAGAAAGGAAACAGCAGACGUCGCGUGAUUCAUCCUGGUACCCUUGAUACUUGUCAGAAAAAGACAACGUACUCCUGGUAUGGCUCGUUCUCCAGAUGCCGCUCAUGCUAA
Molecule: messenger RNA, 756 nt
Organism: Aspergillus alliaceus
Lineage: Eukaryota; Fungi; Ascomycota; Eurotiomycetes; Eurotiales; Aspergillaceae
Exons: 1
Coding region: 1-756 (251 amino acids)
Source: RefSeq, a predicted model, not a curated record